UGUAGCCUAUUAGCUCGAGCUCCCACUCCCUCUCCUGCUCCCGUUACCCGGUGAAUGAUAUCAACAGAGCGUUUUGCCUGUUCCGUACUGAGCGAAAGAGCACGGUUAGAAAGAGAAGAACAUCAAACCCCACAACUGCCAGAGCGCAUUGGAACCAGGGAAAAUAUAGGCUACCCACAGCAACACUCACGUUUGAGGUUUCACCGGCGGCGGGAGCACAUUGACAGGACAACGGGAGGAAUGUUUAUUGAAGUUGGACUGAUGAUUUAGCGAACAUAAGUGAGUAGACUGCCCGGCGGAUGAUAAGCGUCCGGGACCGGUGCUGUCGGUUUCGCGAGGAGGCAAAUUAACGUUACUGGAGUAAGAAGAUGAAGUCGGCUGGGGUCGUGGAAGGAGGACUGUUCACAGAGAGUUACUGCAACAUCUGUAACGCCCAACUCAUCUCCGAGUCGCAACGCACAGCACACUAUGAGAGUAAGAAACAUGCCAAUAAGGUCCGUCUCUUCUACAUGUUACAUCCAGAAGACGGAGGCCCACCGUCCAAGAGACUGAGACCAGACAACCCGGACAGUGCAGAGACAGAGGUGGACAGCAAUAAGUGCUGUACGUUAUGUAAUAUGUUCUUCACGUCGGCCAUCGUGGCCCAGUCUCACUACCAGGGCAAGACACACGCCAAGAGAGUACGACUGGUACUGGGAGAAACACCCAGCUUACCUACUGCUACCAACAGCCCUACCACCACAGACUCAUCCCCCUCCACUCCCCAGCCCAGCGACUCCACCCCUGCCCCUGCCUCUGCCCCACCUGCCCUACCAUGGCCCUCCUCUCUAGCACCCCCGGUGGUGGUGGUGGGUAGUGGCGGUGGGAGUGGUGAGACAGGGAAGUACUGCUGUCUGUGUGGAGCCUGGUUCAACAACCCUAUUAUGGCCCAACAACACUAUGAGGGGAAAAAACAUCGCAGGAACGCAGCCAGAGCACAACUACUGGAGCAGCUAGCUGGCAGUCUGGACGCUACCGAAACUACAGGUCUCCGUAGCAAAUACUCCUGCAGUGUCUGUAGUGUUGUGUUGAACUCCAUUGAACAGUACCACGCACACCUCCAGGGCUCCAAGCACCAGAACAACUUGAAGCAGGUCCAGCAGUGAAGCACUGGGACCAGAGAUCUGUGGACAUGUGGAGAAUGGGAAAAUGGGAAUACUAAACAUGGGAAUACAGAGCUUUGUAAAACGAAAAUAAUAUUGGUUGUGGAAUUUUGGAAGACUGAGAGACUUCUACAGAUGGCUGAGGACUGUGUGUGUGUGUGUGUGUGUGUGUGAGUGAGUGAGUGAGUAUGUCUCUGUGUGUGUGUGUGUGAGAGUUUUAAAUCUUACGAUGUCUUUGAGGUUACUGACCAUCUAAGUGUUUGAUAUGUGUACUUUGAACCCACAGCAGUCAGAAAACCAUUGGAUAUUGCUAGCGAUCGCCAUUCUGUUUGUGUGCUUCCCAAAUGGCACCCUAUUCCGUUUAUAGUGCACUUCCUCUGACGAGGGCCCAUAGGGCUCUAUUAAAAAGUAGUGUACUAUAGAGACUCCUUUUGUGAACCACAAUCCUACAAUCUAACUAACUGAUGUCAGUGUUACCCAGAGCGGUGAUAACCAUUACAAUGAUAGUCAUAGAGUAGAAGAAACAAUAUCAUCAUCACCACUAUAUCAGCCCAGAGGGUCAGGCUGCAAUACAUACAGUACUAUAUAUACAAAUAUAUCAUAAAUAUAUUCAUACAAUAUAUUUUCCAAACGCCUGGAAGUUAUCUGUGCAACAGCUUCGGUUCUCAGUGAGUAGCUCAUAAACAUAUAUUGAUAUCUGUAGUAAAUAUAUGCAAAUGUAGGGUAUAAUUACAUACGUUUAUGUAUUCAACUAUAUUUUCCGCACCCAGUUCCAUGCAGAAACAGGUAGAGGAAACAUCACAAAGAUGUCAGCUAAUUGAAAGGGGUUUUCUCAGCUUUGGGUGAUGUCACAAAGUCUUUGGUGCCUAUGUAAAACAAACUGUAACACAGCCAUUUUGAAAGUGGUAGCUGAUGUCCUGAAUUUGUCACUAAAUGACUGAUCAUUCAACCCAGAUAGACAGGGAUAUGCAUUGUAGAUGACACUUUUAUUCAGAGCAAUAUAAAGUAAAUUCAUUUCAAUACAACAUUUUUAGGAUACAAUUUGUAACUUGAAUAUCCUCAGUGGCUACUCAAUGUAUUGCAAACACACUUGGCCAAGAAGCUAAACAAAAAUCUACUGGUUACAUCUGCCAAAACCCACUUUCAUCACUUUAUAUACAUAAGUUCGGACUGGAAUUGAAAGUUACAGAUUGCAACUUUAAACAACCACAUAAUACAUACAUACAGUAGUGAGUUAAAUGUUAUUUUAAAUUAAGGGUCAGUAUCUAUGGUUCAGUAAACAUUCCUAUGUUUAGUACCUCUGUGAUUAAUGAUGUCAUAGACACGAGACAGUGUCAGUCAGAAUCCCUUUUCUAUGAAACCAUACAGUGGGGAGAACAAGUAUUUGAUACACUGCCGAUUUUGCAGGUUUUCCUACUUA
Molecule: messenger RNA, 2562 nt
Organism: Coregonus clupeaformis (lake whitefish)
Lineage: Eukaryota; Metazoa; Chordata; Actinopteri; Salmoniformes; Salmonidae
Product: zinc finger matrin-type protein 4-like
Exons: 7
Coding region: 369-1145 (258 amino acids)
Molecular function (GO): nucleic acid binding; zinc ion binding
Source: RefSeq, a predicted model, not a curated record